This is a messenger RNA of Gossypium arboreum, 601 nucleotides long. RefSeq names its product transcription factor HHO5-like. The record is from RefSeq and is a predicted model, not a curated record. Gene Ontology annotation, molecular function: DNA-binding transcription factor activity. Gene Ontology annotation, biological process: regulation of DNA-templated transcription. NCBI's taxonomy places the organism in Eukaryota, Viridiplantae, Streptophyta, Magnoliopsida, Malvales, Malvaceae. Bases 156 to 392 code for a protein of 78 amino acids. The transcript has 2 exons.
ACAAAUUAUCUCAAAUUGAAUAUUCUUAAAGAAUAAUGGGUUUGGUUUAUGUACAAGAAAGUGUAUAUGAGUUCUUGAAACAAGUUUCAAAGAUAAAAAAUGGGUUUCAAAGAUUAUGAAAGAUUAGUGAUUAUGUUAAAAGAUAGGAAGAUGAGAUGAAGAAAAUCGAUGCCUUUAAACGCGGGCUUCCUCUUUGCAUGCUUCUCUUGAAAGAUGUGAUUAAGAGAUUGAAGGAGUUAGAAAAGCUGUGUAAGGAACUUGGUGAUGGAUCAGUGACCAUUAAUGAAGGAAAUGGAAGGGUAAACAUGGAAAACGAUGGCGGCACCGGCGACAAGAGGAGCUGGAUGAAUACUGUUCAACUCUGGAACUCCGAUCCCGACAACGUUGAUUAGAACAAGAAUCCAAACACAGUUCUAGACUGAAACUGGUAAUAUCCCAAACCAAGCGUGUGAUUUUAAUCUUGUUUUAUGGAACAAUAUUUACUAAUGUUUUUAAGGGGGUUUGACUUUCGAGUUUGAUAGAGAACUGAAGAUAUGUUUGAGGACCCAAUUGAAUUUUUAAUAACAAAAGGUUCAGACAAAUGAAUAAGGAAAAUUUACAA